Molecule: messenger RNA, 22351 nt
Organism: Corythoichthys intestinalis (scribbled pipefish)
Lineage: Eukaryota; Metazoa; Chordata; Actinopteri; Syngnathiformes; Syngnathidae
Gene: frs3
Product: fibroblast growth factor receptor substrate 3
Exons: 7
Coding region: 497-2335 (612 amino acids)
Biological process (GO): fibroblast growth factor receptor signaling pathway
Cellular component (GO): cytoplasm
Molecular function (GO): transmembrane receptor protein tyrosine kinase adaptor activity; fibroblast growth factor receptor binding
Source: RefSeq, a predicted model, not a curated record
CCAAGCCGGGCACACCUUUCCGUACCACCGCGGUCCUCCAGCAUCUUUACCUUCUUGACGGCUUCCUCAAACUCGUUGUCUGCCUGUCAACUUUGACCCCCAGCCGCUCGGCAAAUGUCAUACUGCCAGCCAGAGGCCCGUGCUGCAGUAGUGGCGGACGUCAUAAGGGGGGAAUGAGCUGGAGUGGGGGGAAAAAUAACAACAUUAUUACGACUUUCACCGCAUCUCGGCUCUACGUGUCCGCGGGCCGAGCUCCACAUCCUCAUCGAGCCGUCGCCGCUGACACCAGCCCAGCCGCGUCCACGCGCGCUCAGCAUCGGAAAGAGCAAAUCGACGGUGACAGACAUGGGCAGGAACAUGAUGCUUCUUUUGAAGAUGUCUGUCCAACAAAGCGAGUGGCUUGUGACUACUACGAGGCCCAGAAGAUCCUGGGACUGAAGCACGCGUCCAUUAACACCAAUGGCCUGGACUGAGUUUCAGCUGGCCUGCUGAAGCCAUGGGGAGUUGUUGGAGCUGUCUUUACAGGGACCCCACCCGAGACAACCAUCUCACCAAAUUUAAGGUCGUUAAUGUGGACGAUGAAGGCAAUGAGCUGGGUUCUGGUGUCAUGGAGCUCACCCAGACCGAGCUCAUUCUUCAUACACGGAAGAGGGACGCCAUCAGGUGGCCAUACCUCUGCUUGCGCCGCUACGGCUAUGACUCCAACCUGUUUUCUUUUGAGAGCGGGCGCCGUUGCCAGACUGGGCAGGGAAUAUUUGCCUUCAAGUGCUCUCGGGCUGAGGAGAUCUUCAACCUGCUCCAGGAGCUGAUGCAAUGCAACAGCAUCAACGUAGUAGAGGAGUCCAUGAUGAUGUCACGCAGUGGUCAUACGCCAGAGAUGGAGAUGUCUCGCACUCCACAGACCCCCAACACUCCAGCAUUCCCCGGGCCGGCUUUUCCCAACGGAUACCCUGGUUAUCCUGUCAGAGGGGAUUCCUCCCAGCCUUCGCUUGCUGAGGAUCAUGGACACAAUCUGAUGGCCUUGGAAGACCAGACCCACACUUAUGUUAACACUGUUAGCAUGGAGGGGGAUCUUGCCAUGCGUCACUGUGUGCACUCCCUACCUGAAGUGCGGCCCAGCACAUUCACCGAAACGACACGUGUCGGGGGACAAACGAAUACACAGUCGAACCUACGCUGUUGUCCCCUCGAGGAACAUCAGGACCCCCAGGUGUUCCUACAACCGUCGUCGCAGGAGGUCAAGUUCAUGCUGGGUCCCACUCCAGCGCAGCGGCAUCUACUGCAAAGGGAACGGGAGCGCGAGAGAGAGCGGAUCACUCACGGCCCCCACAGCCUUCAGCCAGUAGAGGGCGCAACAGGCUCAGAGACAGAUGGCGACGAGCCCUCCGUGCACAUGUGCAACUCCCUCUCCUAUCACCAUUUCCAUCACCAUCCACACCGGCACCCGUGCCACGAGCACCCGGACAGCUGCCAAGGCGGCGAGCUCACCUACGAGAACAUCAACGGCCUGAGGAGCGGCCGAAAGCAGCGACUGAGUCCCAGCAGCGUUUCACAGUCGGUGGGCUCGAGCAGCAGCAGCAGCACCGGGGACAGUCACUCCCACGCCCUACUGCACCCGCACGGUCCAUCCUCACUUCCCUCGCCAGGCUAUGGCUGCGAGAGGCCUGCAGGCGGAGGUUACCGCCGUACGGCGCUGCUCAAUUACGAGAACCUGCCUUCGCUUCCCCCGGUGUGGGAGUACAGCGCCCUGCAGCGGGACGACGAGCAGGAAGAAGAUGAUGACGAGGCAGACGAGGAGGAGUACGAAGAGGAGGAGGAAGACUUUGACGAGUACGAAUUCUCGGAAGGCCCCGAGACGGCCAAUGGGUACCACCCGGAUGGGAGGGGUAUCCACAGAGACGCGCUUCAGAACUAUGUCAACACAGAGCAGGUGCAGCCGCCCAGGCUGCGGCACAGCUGUCCCCCACAUCCACGACCGUGUCAACCCGACAGAGGGGGACGCAUAUUUAGCUUUGAUUUCCGCAGACGCUCGAGGUCAGGGGUCGGCGUCUGCGAGCACGGGCACAUGCCUCCGUCACGGCAGCUGAACUACAUCCAGGUAGACCUUGAGGGUGAACCUUCCUGCCAAGGUCUCAGCGGCGGGGGCGGAGGCGGACAGCCGCACCAGCGCCUGCCACCCCCAAAAUGUGGCCCGCAGGUACCUCGGCGCAGUGAAUGCUACGCCGUCAUCGACCUGAAGAAGACGGCGGCCAUGUCCAACCUGCAAAAAGCUCUGCCCAGGGAUGACGGCACUUCCCGAAAGACUCGCCACAACAGCACUGACCUGCCUCUGUAAACCACUUUGACCAUGAAGAGCAGACGUGACGACAGAUGAAAGCCUCAUCCUCAUUUUAGCACACUGCACCCUUCAAUCGCAUCCAUCCAUUUCGACUGGAGCUGACUAAAACAGUACAGGUACCAGAUUAGAAACCUACUGUAUCUGUGCAAAUGAAAGGGAACCUCUUUGGGAGGAUUUUAUGCUGUUAUUUAUUAGCCGUAACGUGAAGUUCUUUGCGGAAUUUCACUUUCAAGUGCAAAUACUGUUUGCUAGGUGUAUAACGAGUGAGCAUAAUGACACCGUGCUGAGCAAUUAGAGCGGCGUCAUCUAUUUGGAGUGGAAGUAUCCAUUUUCAUUGUGCAAUUAUGAUCCACAAACCAUUUACAUUCUAUUGUUGCGUUCAUGUACUAACCCCGGUUUGCACCAUCCAUGUGACAGCUUCUCACUUCCUCGUGAGAGUGCAGACACGCACUGAAUGUGUGGCGGAACAUUUAUUUUUAAAUAUGUUUAUGGCCACGGUCCAUACCUUGUGGCUAAUGGUAACAGCGUAUUCAUUCUUAUAUGCCAGUAGUAGAGCAGUUUGCACACAAUCCUAUGGAAUUGUAUUUUUCGAGUUUUUGGGAGUUUUGACAAUCCCAAACAAAAAAAAGAAACAAAAAAACAGACAAACAACUGGGGUUGAGGUAUCUUUUGGAGAAUCCAAGUGAGCUGAAGGGACAAGUAGCACAAGUGAUUGCGGUGAGCCACGUCCCUCUCCAAAGUAGCAUAUUGCCCUCCAUCACAUCUUCAUCCACAGUGUUUGAUAAUGCACUUUUGAAUCCAGUGAAGACACUGUUUAUUUAAGCAUUCACUCCACCUGAGCCGCAGGUUUCUCAAUUAUUAGGGGAAAAAAAUACAAAAAAAAGAGGGGGGCGCAUAUUUCAUAUCCAGUAUUUGUAGUUCUUUAAACAUUUGGAAGAAACCUCACCGAGUGGCUAAAAUUGGGCAGAUUCUAAACUGCCCAUCAUCAGGUACGAAUGAUUCGCUUAGAAAAUAUUUGAAGUUAUCAUUUUGUAUCGCUAAUAACUGGUUAUCCUUAAUUUAGUAAUUUAUUUAUUGAUUCCAUUAUUUAUUAUUGACCUUAUUUAUGUCUAUUUUGGAUAUUUUCCAUGUAACAACCAGCAUUUUUUUCUGUAACCCAGGUAAUCUGGACACCAAAGUUUUACUUAUGACUGGUCGGUAUGUGAUUCUAUUUUAACAAAGAGAGACUUUAUUUUAAGUGCCAAAAAUGUAAAAGAAAAAAAAAAUAAAAAUCAAAGGUGCCAAUCGUGGGAAUCAAAUAGGGCUCUUGAAAUGUUAAGCAUGGGGAAGCAAACUUGAAAGCGAACGCAAUUCAUCUUUUUAAAGAUGGAUGCAAACAUUUUUUAAUAAUGCACAUUUCACCUCAUCCAUCCAUCUACCACCAUAUUGGAGUGAUGUAUGGAAAUGUUUGCUGCUACAUGUACAUACAAAUUACAUUCAUACAGUGGCCCAUGUAAAGUGACUGUCCUUGUCUUUAUGACAACCUGCUGUGUGUUUGCAACGUCAGAUAUUUAAGCAUACAUUGUUAGCUGCGCAGAGUAGAAUUGUCAUGUUUUAUGUAUUACAGUGGAAAUGUAGAAGUUCAGAAGUUUUACGCUUUGUGUUGUCCAAAAUUUUAUUCAUUUUAGGUGAAUUUACUGACAGGCAAGACUAACUCAUGCAGAACCUUGAAUCAUAUACACGAUACAUGCCUUUGUGCUACACCUUCAUAAGCCUUUAAAUGUUUUGUCGUUUUACAGGUACAAAUUCUGCCUUUCUUAAUUGGGGCCACAACCUUCCAAAAUACUUUGUUGGUGCAAGAGAAUUCAAACAGUGGAACCUCAAAAGUUGAAAGAAUCUGCACUGUGAUUGUAAUGGUGACAAUUGACAAAACGAGUUCAAUGCACCCCUUUUCAAAUGCCAAGACUUUGUGAUAUCAGAAAAUGAAAAUUACCAAUCAUCUAAAAACUAUUAAUCUGGGAUAAAAUGGCACAAAUCAGUUGGUUUAUUGUAAAUUUGCGAUGUUUUUUUUCCCCUUCCAGUGUUUUUCGUAAUGAAUUCAUUUCAAAUUCUUGUUAAAUGGGAUAACAGCUGCCACAUUAUAAUGUUCCUCUGAUUAACGCCAGAGUUCGAGUAGGCUUUAUUUUAUUUCUGGGUAAAUGCUUGGUAUACAGGGCAUAACAUACUGUAUAUUCCCACAUACGAUUUCCAUGAAUGUGUUUUAAAGGCAGACUUUGAUGUUUCUCUUGCCACACUACUAGGGGUGGGACAAAAUAUCGAAAUGGUGAUAUAUCGUGAUACUUUGUGUUCCAAAAGGUUAGCGGUAUGCUCCUGCCAAGAAUCUGUAUAUCGUUUUAAAAAGGUUUAAAAAACAAAACAAAACAAAACAAAAAAAACCAAGUCACUACCAAAAUCAUCCACCAGAAUUGUGUAUCUGUUUACUCAACGGCUGCCAUUGACGACAAUGGCCACGCAAUAAAUUAAGCCCGGGAGGGCCAAAUGAAUUCGAGAACAAUUCAUAUAUUCGGUUCAUUCAAAACCAGAACAUUCGCAGCUUGGCAUGUGCCGGUAUGAGAUUUUGACAGUAUGAGCAAAAAUACUGCGGUUUCACGGUAUCACGGUAUUGCAAUUAUAGCUCUAAAAUGUGUCAUUUUCAGAUGUACGGCUUUAAAAAAAAAAAUUCCACUGAACAGGAUUUAAAAAAUUUUCAUAACAUGUUUACAAAUUGGAACAUUGACAUGAAUAUAAUGUUAAAAUAGAUAAAUAAUAUAACAAAUAACUGAAAUAUUUUUAAUAAAAUAGAAAUAAAUAGACCUUAUAGACUAAACUCACAACUACAGCACAGUUGCUAAACAAAAGAACACAAAUAAUUAUUUUCCAUAAAAAGUACAAACACUUCUAAAUAAAAUAUAUGUAUAUCAGGGACUUCACUGACUUUAAAUCUCCAUCUCAACAUUUUGUCUACAUAUUUCUCUCUCAGUCCAAGUUAUGAUGCAGGAAUGUAUGUUCACCUUUUCUGGGUUAGUAUACUACUAUUAAUAUUAAUUUGUUAAAUAAUAAUGAAGCGAGUGUGUCGCCAGAGAAAAAACACCACAGGCUGUAUUAUGAAAAUUUUACUUUGAACAGAUGUUUACAAAUGGCAAAAGAAUUAGAAGUACCCUAGCGUGGAAGAUUUCAGCAAAAUUGGCUAACGGUAGAGAGGAACCCGGGUUAGCCGUCUUGGCAUGCUAACUAGCCACAUUAAAAGCCUCGUUAACAAGCUACUUACAUGACAUCACAGUAUUUGUUUUACUAUUGCUAGACACACUAAACACGCUGGAGAGAACUCUCGUAGCUGGUGGGAGAGGUAAAUGACAGCGUUUACUUACCUUAAAUUUGGUGUAAAGAGACGGAUGAUGGUCAUGUAAAUGUGAAAUCAAGUUUGAGGUGUUGCCCCCCCUUUGCAGCCACCCUCCACAAGCAAAUCUAAACUAGUGGGUCAACGCGCGUUUUUCCAAGCCGAUACAACCCACUAGCAAUUGGCAUUCGGCACCUAUCCCAUUGACAAAAAAAAGCCGUGUAUUAAUUUUUUUCACCCGUACACCCCCCCAAUCCUCCCAGGCAUGCGUAAGGUUACGUGACGUCACCACGCUAAGAUGCGCGUCGACACAAGUGCGACCGAAUUCAUUCAGUUCAAGGAAGUAAACAAUGCAGAGCAACAUGGAAGCCUCCUUUCUGUUUGUGUUCUCUGUUUUCAUGCUUUUUACUGCCCUCAAAAUGGUCGAAAUUGUUAUGACGCACCACGUAUGACACUGCAUGACGAUCAGAGCCGAGGUGAUUUUAACGCGGGCCGCUUGGCGGGUGGAUUGACACGGUUCGAGGCGGGUCGCUGCACCUUUUCCACUGCCACCAAUAGCCGAUUGUUAGUGGGUUGACAUGGGUUUUUUUGGCCAGUGGGAAAGGGGUAUUACAGAUAUUCUCCGGGUCACAUCCUUUUCUGGAACGCAAACGAAACAGGAAGUGACCCAUAAAUGCCCCAAAAUAAACAGGAAGUGACUGAAAAUCAACAGCAAAUGGCCUGAAAUCCCCCCAAAUUAAACUCAUUGGUUGCCGAAUGUUCAUUCGCUGCCACCCUCCCAACUCAAACGGGUUGGACGUCUACUAGUAAACUCAUUCCAAUUCACAGCCAAUGGAUGAAAAUAGCUAGUUUUUCUCUUUAGUAGUUGUUUUGUAGAAUAUCCUAGAAAAUUUCCUCACCAAUGUAUCGAUAAUCGUUGUAUUGCCAUAUGAUGAGAUCAUCGUUAUCGUGAGCUUUGUAUCGCAAAUCGUAUUGUAUCGUGAGGUACUAAGAGGUUCCUACCCCUACACACUAUGCCUUAUGAACAUUACUUUGCUGAAAUUACUGUGGCUUCUCCAAUGUAGCUGUUGGCCUCUUGGCAAUCCUCUCUAAGCUCUUUUGCUGUUGAAAUGUUGUGUUAUAUUUUCUCCGGUUGGUGAUGACUGUGCUCCAUGGUAUUUCUAAUGCCUCGGUCCCCUCGAUCGCCCCACCCUCCUUCUUUUAUUCCUUUGAACAAUGAGAUAUGAAUUGUGCUGCAAGAUGUGAGUACAAAAUUGUCAGGAAAAGAAUACCAGAAUACUUGAGCUUUAUUUGGCCGGAAACAGAGGCACUCUAAAUGGUGGCAAAUUUGUUCUGUCUCCUUUUGAAAAUCAGUUUUGGUUUGGUAGUGUUGAUUUUAACACUGCCGUUUUCCCAUUUACAAGAGCAUGUGCACAUUUUUAGAGCUGCAGCUAUCGAUUAUUUAAGUAAUCGAUUAUCAGCUAGUUAGUUUGAAUAAUCAAGUAAUCAGAUUGGGAACGUUUAAAGAGCAUACGACAGGAGAAAAAGUCUUAAAUAGCAUUAUUAUGUGAAUUAGAAUCAUAUUUUGAGACGAUUCGACUAUAUACAACAAUUUAGCAAAGCGCAGAUGACGAGAAAUUAGUCUUUUAAUCUGCCGGUUAGCCACGCCUACCAUUAUAGGGCUCUAGCAUCCCCAACACGUGGAUGACGUCAGCGGGAGACUGAGCUCAUCGGUUUUACUAUUCAGCCCAUUGAGGGGGAAUUAUUCAGAACGAGGAAAACGCAAUGAAGAGAGCCGCAAAAUGUCAUUGUUUCUGUCUCUUAACUUCAAUAUUUUUACAGGAUAUUCUUUUUAUCCCAAAAUUUUCCCCAAUUGCUAAAUAAAUGGCAUGGUCAUGACAAAUAAGUCUUUUGCUAAAUGGAAUAUGAAAUAAUAAAAAUGAACUUAUUCAGGACGACAUGGCAAAAUUACUCCAUAAUGGUCAAAACUGUCGACUUCACCUUUACUGUCGCACCUUCCGAACGAUAUUUUAUGGCACCUAAAUCGGACAUAUGUCAUUUCCCUUCCCCGGCUUCGGAGAAUGUAAGCAAACCAAGAGGCGUGACAGCUAGCCGACAUGAUAACCCGAACAGAGUGAUGUUUCAAAGUCUUUGAAGCGGAAAAUCACACAUAACUAGCCCGGAUUAUUUGACAUAACUCCUGGGUUGUUGAUUGUCUUCGCGGAUCGGCAAACUGCCCGGCGGAGAGCAAUUUACAGCUCGUUCCCCGGAGGAGGGAGGCUGCAGUUGUUGUGCAGCUAACGCGCAGCUAAUGUGCAUGAGGAGAGCUUUUUACAUCCCUAUCAAUGAUCAAACGUAACUAGUCCUUUAUUUAAAGAAAGUUUGUAGUGUUUACUUUGUAAUCGCUGUAUUCGUAUUUGACAUAAUACAAAACAAGAUGUUUACUCACUUCCUUGUAAGUCCAAUGGUCCCAGAGUAGUUGGGCUUGUUUUGGCCAAUAUCCACGGUGAAUGGGAACCUUUUGAAACUCCAAAAAGGCGCACGCGCCUCUCCCUCCUACAGCAAGAUUUUUCUGCAGCCGUUUGGCUGGCGUGAUGCAAAAAAUAAACGUAUUAAUCCGCAAAAUCAGCUGAAUCCUUAGUCCUCAUGCACAACAGUACGGCUGUAUAGUGAAGAGGACGCCUUCAUCCGUACACGACACAGCGCCCUCCUCCUCAAUGAAAGACCGAAGCCGGAAGGCACUCAUUUUCAUGGCGCGGGAUUCAAAAAACUAAAUAAAUAUAGUGAUCGCUUCCACACACAUUCAAGCGGUCCAUAUCAUUCAGGAGCAUAAAAUACCGUGUGUAUUAUGAAAUAAACAUGCUUUUUCGUGUCACAUGCACUUUAAUGUGUUGCAGGAUAAAUUUAGGAGAUGUAAAAGAAAGUCUCGCUAAGAUUCCAUUGUCAAAUAGCAUUAGAUGAGAAUAUAAUAUAAAAUUCCUGAGUGUUUCUUCAAACUAUGCAGGGUUGCACUUUCAUUUCAAAAGAGCAAUAAAUGUAUUUAAAAAUAAAUGCUUGAGCUUAGCCUCAAACGGUAUAAAAAAAAAAAAAAAGGAUUUAAGUACAACAAAAGAAGAAUUGGCUAACUUGCAUGGCAAAAGUCAGCUUGCUUAAAUGCUGUAAAAUGGUAAAGUUUUUUUUUUUUUUUAACAAUGCGCUUAACAAAUUGUUCAAACACAUUUCCACAAAAAUCUGCUGAAUACACUUAAACUAAAUUACGAAUGCAUAACAAAAACAUUAGCUCAAACAAAAACUUAUGUUAACAGGGAGCAAAUGGAUUUAGCCAUGUUACUAAAUGAGUUAUGUCAUAUUCACUGUUGCCACCGGAGGGCAGUGUAUCCACCCCAAUUUAUAAAAAUAAAUGCAAACACUUUCAAAACAAACAAUUACAACGUCACUCUAAACCAGUACUUCUCAAAUAGUGGGGCGCGCCCCCCUGGAGGGGCGCAGAGCAAUGCCAGGGGUGGCGCGCGUGACUUCGGGGAACAUAUUUGUUUUUUUUUUGCAGUACUAGAAUAAAGUGUACUUGCACAUCCACUAAGUGGGUGGCAGUAGCGCUCUCAUUUUCAAAGUGCGCGCAGUAUUUUUGAAGUAAGCAAGAGCACACGGAAGAGACUCAUGACGAGCUGGAGACUGAGAGGUGUGCGCCGUUAUCGAUGGCCGUUUUCUGGCCGGACUCACGCAGCGACCCACUGUCUUCUCCGGUUCUCACGUGUCCGCCCAAGAAGUGCCAUUUUCGGCUUGGGAUCGUCACAACGACCGCCCUCAUCUACGGUUCUCCCUCGGCCGCCGAGAAUGCGCUUUUUUCGAGCCAUUUGCCUUUUGGCUUUGACAUUUAAUACUGUAGUAGACGAGGAAAGACCACUGUUUACUACCUCUAAAAAUGAUUAUAGCGGACAGCUGGAAGCCAAAUCAAUUAAGACGCCACUUAAAGACAUUAGACCCCAAUCUCAUUGGUAAGCCGCUUGUUUGUUUUUUAGCGAAAACGUGCCGAAUAUUGCCAACAAUCGUCCCGCUUUGUCAGUGUUAUAUCAGUAAACCGGUGAGCAGCGUUAGCAUGCUCAGUGCAAUAUAACCAUACAUCAUUGCAAACUGGAGGUGAUACUGGGAGCAGCGAAAAUAAAAACUGUCCUGUCCAAAAACACUUUUUUUCUUCUUCUUCUAUUCAGUAUUGUUUUUUCGGUCAAUUUUUUGGGGCAUAUUGUCCUCAUGAGUUAAUGUUUCUAAUCAAUUUGAAUUUGUUAUUAUUUACUGAUUUUAUUUUUCAGUAUCAAAUGGUCAAAAUGUACCUUGAGUGUAUUUUUACAGUUUGGAUGUGUUUUUUUUAAUUCAGGCGAAUUGGUGCGCGUCAAGUCUUUUCUGUUACAAAUGAAACAAAGUUAAUAAAGUUAUAUUUUAUAAGUUGAUCUCUUAUUUUCGCUAAUAGAAAAAAGAAUACAAAUGUGAGGCAGAUGCGUACUUAUAAUAGUCAUAUUAUAGACAAAUGAUACUAUUUACAGUGGCGGCAGAGUUUGGGGGGGCGCGAAACAUUUACGUCUUCCUUGGGGGGGCGUAACAGAAAAUAAUUGAGAAGCACUGCUCUAAACGAAUCCUCGAAGCAACACAAUUUGAUUUGCUUUUUCUAAUCGAAUUACUUGAGUUAAUUGAUUAAUCGUUGCAGCGCUACACAUGUUGAAAUCACAUUAUCAGUUAUUUCCCUGUAUUUUGUAUCAUAAAAACAUUUUACCUAAGAUGUUUAAGCUUUUAUUAUUAACUUUAUAAUUGGGGGGAAAAGGCCAACUUAAUUUCACAUGUUUACAAUUACAUUUUAUAGCGAAACCGUUUAAGUCUUGCUGAAAAUAAGAUGAUGCAAAUUUGUCAACUUUUUAAGGUGACAAACAUGAACUGAUCAGUAUGCAGGUCACCACUGAUGCAGACUGCUCACUUAUCAGAGUACAAUCAAAUCUUCUAUAAAUGUUUAGUUUGACUGAGCAGCAUGGGUGAGAUGAGCAUACCAAAAGACAAUAGGAAAAAACAAUCGAGUAUGCUGCUUACCUUUUUGCUGCGUGAUAUUUAAUUAUUAAGAGAGUAACAUUAACUCUACUGUAGUGGAAAGGCAGCGCAUAAUGGUUCCAUUACCUGUUGUUUUCACCACACUUAAUACAGGUAAUUAUAUUAGUAGACGCUCACUGAGUGGGAGUUGCAUGAGAUUUGUUAAGUGGGAUGGUUGAUGCUCAUGGAUUUAUUGAGGGAACAAAUGAGGGCAGUUGAUGUUACAGACACAGAAGAAGAGGCAUUGAUGUAAAGGGUUGACUCUGAACAAUGAUGAACUAAACGGAAAAGAUUUGAUGUUAAUCGACGUAAAUGGUCUGUUUUUUUCUGAUUUAUUUAUUUUUUUGCCACCGUUCAGGGCUUAACUUUGGAGGUUCCACUGUUUUUGUUUUUGUUUUUUUGUUUUUAGACAAUGGGACCCACACAUAUAUCUUGUGAUGAUAAAUUGAAAAAAGGCUACAGUCAGGUCCAUUAAUAUUUUGGAUGGUAACAUAAUUCCCAUGUUUUUAGCUCCAAAUUAGACGAAAAAGAUGUACUUAAAAUGCAGACUUUCAUCUUAAAAUUGACGGCAUUUACAUAAAAGUUGGGAAUGGUGCAAUAAUUACAAUAAUUUGCAUAUGUGUCAUCCAUAUUUUAAGUAAUGAUGCAAUUGAAAAUGAUUAUUUACCUGUACGUUAACUAACACAGUCUUGAAUGCAUUGACUACUACUUUCCAGCAAUUCACAAGCUUCAAGAUUCAGGUCAGGUGAUUAAACUGUCAGUUGCAUAACAUUCCACUUCUUUGCCUUAAAAAUACUCUUUGGCUGCUUCCUCAGUUUGCUAAGGGUCAUUGUCCAUCUGUACUAUCAAGUGGUGUCCAAUGAGUUCUGAAGCAUAUGGAUGAAUACAGUAAAAGCAGAUUGUUUUGAUUUUCCAAAACACUUCAAGACUUGAGUCUGCUGCUUUUGUCAGUAUUCACAUCAGAAUGAAUACAAAUGAACAAAGUUCUAUGGGGCAGCCACGAAUUACCACGUGCACUGAAAAAAAUGUCAUUUUAAAAAAAUGAGUUGUAUUUUUAAACAAGUAAUUUUUUGCUAAUAACCAUAGGAUGAGUUUGAGGGGAGGCAGGCGGGGCUGUGCCCCCCCUGGAGGCAGAAAAAUGUCUUUGCAUGUACAGUAAUUGACUUUCCUUUUAUAUCAGUGGUCCCCAACCUUUAUUUGCACCACAGCAAUGUGUGGCAGAAAAUGACAGUAAAUAUAAAAUAACACGUCACGGCUAAAAAUGAAUAUCAAGUGCACGGAAAAUGUCACUCACCAUACACUGAAUCAACUUUUUUUAACAGCGGCCUCUCCUAGAACUUGUUGGCAAAUAUCCCCGGUUGCAAGCAUAAUGAGUUUUUCUCCAAUCAUGAAAGAAAUCUUAGCAAUACGGUUCGCCAUGAGGUAUGAUGAUCUGAGCGCAUUCAGUUUUGUUGCAUCGUUUGCUAGCUUUUAGCCACAUAUUAUGCAGAUUGGACUUGGUUGUAGUCUCCUCUUCUGGCUCAGCAGGCGGCCUUUUCCCCGUAAAAAAAGCUGUCCAAAGACGUCGCAGCACGCAGCCGACAGCAGCUAAAGUUACUGUUUACAUUGACAGGCGCUGGGCUGCAAUAGGUGUGCAAACACCCUCGUAAUUGCGGCCAACCACUAGAUGCGACCUAUACAAAUCUUUACUCGGAUUAAUCUGUAGAGUAGCUAGGUAUAUUGAUGUGUCAAUAGCCACAGGACAGAUUGCAGUUGUUAAUAAACUAUUUAUUUCUCUGCAUCCCGGUAGCAAAUGCGCCACAGACUGGUACCGGUUCGUGGCACAUAAUAAUAAAUGAAUAAAUACCUAGCUGGUAAAAUGUUGUCUAUAAAAGUUGUAAAGCAAUAAAACAACAAAAAUAAAUGAACAAAAAUCCUACAAAGUAUUUCAUAAUGGGUUCAAAUUAUUUUUCAAACGGAUCAUGUGACUAGCACCUUAGACUUGGUUCUUUGCUCUUCUUAGCCAAAACCAAACCUGAGGAGGCAAGAUGGAUAUUCAGAAUUUCUUUAAAAGCUUCAACAACAACUGAGCUUGAGCCGAGGUUUGAACACGAACGGUGUCAGGAUGUAUAUAUAUAUAUAUAUACACACACAGGGGUGCACAUAAUUUUUUUGCCCAGGUUCUCAGAGGAGGACCUGGAGAUGUGACUUGGUCCUCAUUGAGCUUGAGAGCCGACCCGCCUGAUGCGAUAAAUUUAUGACAAGCUUUACUUAGAGCCAAUUAACUUUAAUUAAUUAUAUUAACAAUUAAUGCUUGAUUAACAUCAACUGGCACAACAAAAUUGCCAUUACUUUGAAGUGACAUGUAAAGAAAUAAAAAGCACCAAUUCAAAAUAAAGGGCAUUAUGCGGCUCCCACAUUAACUCCAACCCUUUUUAAAAGUGGGAUGUCCUCCUCAUAAGACCUUAUUGAACGUGCAUGUUUAGCUUUGUAAAAUGCGAGCAAAAACACGUUUGUCAGUGCAUGUCGCUGUUCAUUACCUUUAUUCCGCCACUUGUCCAUAGGGCGAGCGGGGUCCUGUUUGACAUCGAUAGUUUGCUUAAUUGCCACAUGCUCUCUGUUUUUUUCGUGCUUUGGAUGGCUGAAAUUCUUUGACCCUACAUAAAAUGCGCUGCUCUUAUCGGCGACAUUGGAAUUCUCACAGCACAUUUUGUACCGCAUUUCCGUGCGAGCAUCAUUUGCUACUAGCCAUGGUACCUCCUACUUUUCAGCAAAAGUCCUUUUUUUUGGUAGCUCCGGUGACGUCUCUGUCGUCUGUCUGUCUUUUGACGGGGGUGGGGGAACACGGAAAUAAUUACUCAGUGUGGCCUGCCUCUUUGACAUUUUGAGAAGUUAUUUUCUCGUGUCCGCCGCAAAUACGGUGGUCAGCCAUCGGUACGCAAAAGCGUAUGGAAGUCGUUGAGGGCCAGCGCGUUUGUCUACGUCCGGUACGCAUGCGCGCAUGCGUACCACUUAUGUGCACCCCUGUAUAUAAUAGACACACACAGACAAAUAUCUUGUAAGUUAAUUUCAUUGCUGAGGUCAUCAAAAUGUUAUGCCCUCCCCUCCCACAAAAGUCAAAUUCUGCCUGUGCUAAUAACAAGUUUAAAAAAAGUCUAAUGGAACAAGUAAGAAUUGCCUCAAAAUAAGACUUCAUACUGUAUCUCACUGAAAUUGUUACUCUAAGAGGUUAUUCAAGGCUCAAGGCUUAACAAGGACGUCCAUCCAGCCAGGGGUCCGAAUAGUCAGGAGGCUGCGGCUGAAAAAUAGCCCCUCCCCUGAGGGGAGGGGGGAAAGGGGACACCGGGUGACUAGUGAUGAAGAGACUAGUCAACUAGAUAUUAAAACUAGAAAAGAGAAAUAAGGUAAGACAAGUGGUAGGUAGAGUGAGAAAAAGCAUAUUCUUGGUAAGAUUUAAUUUGUUUGCAUUGUGGCAUCAAAAUAGCUAAACUGCCAAUUACCCCAUUUCAUUUGGUCACUAAAAAGUGUGAGGCACAUACAAAUUAUCGUCGUUGCUCGACCCUUCCUCAUUAAUCUGAUUUGGAUGUACAUUGAUAUGGAAAGUCUGUAGUAAAAGGGACUGUACAGGAUUUUUAGAGUUGAUUUAAAAUACUUUUAAAUUCCAUGCAUGCGCCACCAAUGCCCGGCUGAGUACAUAGAGACCUGAGAUUUUAACUGAGAAUGCGCCAAAAAGCCGUUUUUCUUCCUUUUAAUCGAGAGGGGUUUUGGUUGACCACUCCAGGCAAACGCGCUUUGUGUGUCCUUGCAGCAGUGCACUGUUUAACACUCACAUUCAAAGACACACACAAAAACACUUUUCUAAUCCACUUAAGACUUGCAACUAAAUGUUUUUAUAUUUCUGGUGCUGAUUUGAUGGGCAAACAUUCAUUGCUUUAUGUUCGUUCUCGUACAAGCAUACGUGCCAUGCAUGCACUGCAGUUACGCUUUAAUGCUGAUUUAUGCUUCCCCAGGCCCAAUUUAGGACCCCACGCCAUAGCCUGACGUGCGCCUCCAAAAAAUCCUGACUACACGUCAUGUCAGCGUGUUGUGACGUGAACGUCAAAGGACUGUGAUUGGUCCGCUCAGAACGUUGUUUCUGGUUCAGCACAACAACAACGCCAUUUUCAAACAUUCGCAAAUGUCUUCUAUGUCGCCUACGCUUCAACUUUUGUAUUAACAGCAUUUGUUGUUCAAUAUUGUUUAGCUGCAGCUGCAAUUACUCACGUUCCAUCUCUGUUUUCAUUGCUUUGACCGGAGGAAAACUACAGGAAUUCAACAAGUCCCCCAAAACUGUACAAAGACAAAGCCCCACCCCUAUAGUGGCUUGGCGUUGAGUUACAGAGCAACGCAGACCCUUGACCCAGAACUUCGAAUUCUAAAUGACGACGUAGGGUCUACUCAGUUUCUCCGCCGUCACUGCAACGCAGGAGCAUAAUUCAGCCUUUAGGCUUGACAUGGCAGUCGUGGGUAAAAAAAGUGACAAAUUCCAUAUACUGUAGUUCCUUUUAAAGCACAUCUUUUUCUUUAUUAUUUCAAAACCAAUAAUGAGUGUGUUUAAAACCAAAUGCAGAUGAGAAUUUCACCCGAAUAUUUAUGGACCUGGGUGUAUGUCACUACACAAACCGUCAGGUUUGUGAUCUCCAAGUUUCAAUGACUUUAGCUAGAAAUUGUGCAACACACACUGAAACUUGGAAUAUGCAGCAUUGCGGCAUUUGAAAAUGCGACAUCUUUCCCUUAUGUAUGAAGAUUUAGUCAGGGCAUGCUGUAGAUAGGAGCCCCACCCCCCAACUAAUUCCAAUGCAUGUUUAUUCAUAUUCAAUUCUAUUAAUACACUGUGGUAGUUUCAGCUACUUCUUAUACAUUCCCAUCACAAAAGCCUUAAAAAUUCCAAAUCAGAAGUGUUUUUUUGUUCGUUUUUUAAUAGCCAAUUCGUUUCAUUUGGGACCGUUGUACAUUUUUUAUUUGAAUGAUGUUUACAUCUGCAAUAAGUGAGGUUUUGUCAAACUUUAUGUGAACUAGUAGUCUGUAGAGCUGUGAACUUCAUAUUAUCUAACAACGUGGUUGUUGUGUCAAUCUAAACUCUUAUAUCAUUAUAUACACCUUUCAGCCUUCAUUUUAUUUUCCAUGAUUGUAUUAUUUGUUUUUCAAAUUGUCAUUUUCAGCGCCAUAGACUGGGACAGGUUUCCCAUAUUUAUGAUUGGUAGUCAGUUUUAAGUGUUAAUGUCCAUUACAUUGUUGCCUUCAUAUACAAGUUAAUUUCUAAACACUUGCACAAAUCAACACUCUUAGCUAAAAUAAAAUGUCAUUAAUCAAUUUAAGCCUUCCAACAAAGACAAAAAUUAAAGUGUAACAGGUCUUUAAAUCUGGAAAAUAGCAAGCUACAAUAUUGUACUUUUAUAAGAGUACAAGGUUCUGAUAACAAUCGAAUUUAAUAUAUUUUUGCUUCAAUUUACGUGGUAAUCCUUCUGGACAUCUUGGCGCAGUAUACUCGAGCUGUAUGUAUUAAGCCUUAAAAAACUAAAUCUGGACACUAGACAGUCUUUGAAAUGACCACACUGCUUUGCAUUGGUUCAAUCUUUGAUACAUAGUUUAUGGAUAUAAUGCUGUUUCUAGUUACAGCUUAGCUUUAUAUUAGCUUUGGCAGUUUUUAGUCUUUUUAAGUAAAUCUUUGACAAAAUGACUGGUCAAAUAACUCUUGGUUUUUCCACUCAAUCAAGGCUGUUUACUUACAUUACUUAACAGCAGGGGUCUCAGAUUCAACUCAGCCAGGGGCCAUUGGAGAUUGGGCCAGAUCAAGUAUUCCACAUAAAGUUUUCCAAGUAUUACAAAAAAAGUACAAGUGAUCCAGUCUUCUUCAUCUUUAUGAAUAACAGACUUAAAACACGAACAGUUCCUCAAAACAUUGGUGACCUUUUUAAAUUAGGCAUAUACUGUACAACCCAAGACUAUACCUACUUAAUUUCAUCGUGAUUGUCAAAGAUUAACGGAGGAAUAGAUAAAAAAAAAAAAAAAAAUUGUGCACACAACCACAAAAGUGGCAACUUGACAGGCCUUCAGCCUGUAAUACAAAUAUAACCAGGCUGUCAAGCAGGGGACUGCAAAAUGUUGUUCCGAGGGCUUCAAGUUUGAGACCCCUGCUUUAUGUAGAAAUAAGGAAAUCAUGUUGUCAUUUUUUUUUUUUUUCCCAAUGGGAGUGCUUGCUCAAACAAACCCGGCAUGUUCUUUUAAUAAUUGUAUCCUAACUUGCUUUUCACUAGCUGACAAUAACCUAGAUUGUAAAUUUUCUUUGGAAAAUAUCUCUUCCUUAUGGUUUAUUUUGGAAGUGGUCAAUUGUGCUGUUGAUUGCUUAGUUAACAGGGGUGGCCAACCCUGGUCCUCGAGAGCCACAAUCCAGCUUGUUUUCCAUGUCUCCCUCCUCCAACACACCUGAAUCAAAUUAUCAGCUGCUCAUUUGAUUCAAACAAGCUGGAUUGCGACUCUCGAGGACCAGGGUUAGCCACCCGCGGCUUAGUAGGUAGCUAAAGCUGGGUGACAAGAUGGCAGUCGCACAUCAAUGACCUGGAUUCCAAUCUACAGUACUUUAUCUACCGAUUAGAGUUGUCCGUUGAUAACUUUUUAACCGAUAACCAAUAUCACGAUAUUGUUCAAUCCCAAAAAUCCGAUCCCGAUAUCAAACCAAUACCGAUAUACGCGGUAGUGGACUAAGGAUAUAAUGGCUAAUUGAAUUGUGAUGCCCCACUAGAUGCUUUAAAAAUGUUAAAUGUAACUUCAAGGUUGUCCUAAUAAACUUUCUGUGAAAAAUAAGAGAACAACUUCAACAGAAGUUAUAGAAGAAGUGCCUAUAUUGUACCACUAUAUUUAUUGUUGAAAUCAAAAUAGUGCAAACUGAAGUUGUUUUUUUGGGAUCAAGUGCAAAGUGCCAAUAAGGUACUGAUUCUGUCCUUAAUAUGUGUUUGGGUACUAGGCAUGUGCUGGUGUGAGAUUUUGACGGUAUGAUAACCUUAAGCAAAAAUACCACCGUUUCAUGGUAUUGCAAUUAUAGCUCUAAAAUGUGUUAGUUUGUGACAUAUGGGUUAAAAAAAUCCAUUGAACGGAUUUUUUUCGCAACAUUUUUGCAAAUUGGAACAACAUUAGUAUGUUAAAAUAAUUAAAUGAAAUAAUAAAAAAAAUAACUGAAAAAUUUUAAAUAAAACUGAAAUAAAUACAACUUACAGACUAAACCUACCUAGUUGCUAAACAUUACAAUAAAAAUAAUUAUUUUCCAUAAAAAAGUAAAAACACUUCUGAAUAAAAUUUAAAAUAUAAAUACUGUAUAUUGCAAGCACUUCACUGACUGUAAUGCUCCAUCUCAACAUUUUAAAGACUUGCUCAUUUUCUACAUAUUUCUCUUUCCAUCAAAGUCAUGAUGCAGGAAUGUGAGUAUGUUUACCUUGUCUGGGUUAAUUAUACCACUACUACUAUUAAUAUGUUGAAUAUUAAUGGAGAGGGAGAGUAAGAGACAGCGCGCGUGAGUAUGACUCGUAUCAUUAUUUACACAUUAAACACACACGCACACCCUCUCAACACAGAAAGUCGCCAGAGAAAACACCACACAGGCUGUAUUAUGAAAAUGUUACUUUGAACGAAUGUUUACAAUGGCGGGAGACUUUACAAAAGUAUCAUCAUAGUGAGUAAACAAGUUAGCGGUCUUUGCAUGCUAAUGCCACGUUACUAGCCUCGUUAACAAGCUUACGUUAUAGUAUUUGUUUUACCAACGCUAGACACACGAAACACGCUGGAGUGAACUCACAGAGCUGGUGUGAAAUGUUCAUGACAGAGUUUACUUAAAUCUUGUGUAAAGUGACGGAUGAUGGUCACGUAAAUGUGAAAUCAUGUUGGAGGUGUUGCCUGCACGCUGGCUGUCCUUCCUCCUCUAAGCCACGGCCGUCUGUUUUUUUUCCGUAGCCGAAAUACUAAUACCUAAUACUAAUACCACACACGCGACUGUUUUUUGAGGGGGGGGGGGGGGCGCUCACGUGUAGUUUUGACAGCGACAGCAGUGUCACCGACACACAGGAAAGAGCAACAACUGGAGGGGAGGGGUGAGCGCUGCCGCUCCAAGUCAUUUCUCGCUGCAUUUUUGGGACAUAAAAAAUAGCUAAUACCGUACUACAGUAUGACGGAAAAUUUUUGUAGUUUUGAAACCGUAACGUUUUCAUACCAUGGUAAAUCUUGAAACCGGUAACCGGCACAUGCCUAUUGGGUACACAAAUCAAUAGAUAACAAAUCCGGCUCUAAAUAGAAGUCAGACGUUGGAGUAAAUUUGAAUUGGCUUUGCUGUAGUCAUCUUUCUCUUAACAAGAGCGCUGAUACUUUUUUGUCAAACUAAAAACAACAAAACAUAGUGUCAAUAAUAUGCAAUAGUCACAAAUAAAGCAAAGUAUACACCAGGUUUCAAUUAUCAACUAUUAGUACAGUUUGCAAGCAAUAAAAUGAUGGCACCACGUUUUACCAUAAAUGCAAACAAAACGAAAUAUAUACUAGUACAUCUCCAAUAUACUACACAACGCUCAUGGAUAUAAAACAAAGGAAGAACAUAAUUUAUAAGCCACAGAGGUGAGAUGAUAACAACUGCUAUAUGGUACAAUGACUUCAGGCGUUAGCUCGUCCAUUUAGCUCUCUCUAAUCGCAAUGAGCUUGCCUCGACAUAUGCUGACGUCAGCAGAAAGGGCUGUAACGAUUCAAAACCAAUUACACCUAGUGCCAGCAGGGCGCGUCAAAACGCCAUAAACACGGGGCAGGCAAUAAGUGGCCAUUACAGCACUGUGAUAUGCAUAUUAGCCCCAGAAAAAGAAAAAACGAUGUCGAUAUUAUCCGAUAUCAUUUUAAAAUACUUUUAUCGCUCUGAUGAUAUUGGACAACUCUAGUACUGAUAUACAUUGAGCUAGGCAAACUAACUAGAAGGGGCCACAAUAAUAUUCAAAUUACUCCGUCAUUCUUCACAGAGGAUCGUGAUAGUUGCAAUAUUAUCUGUCAGUAUGUGUUGAGCCAUCAUUUUUAUUCAAAUACCAGUUGUUCAAAGGGUUCACGACACCACAAUGCCAAGCUAUUUGUUAGCACGUCAAGAUGUCUGCACUAUCGGCAUUAGGCAGAACAGAUGAAACCAAUGUGGCUGUUUUAAAUGCUAGGCUGUUUGUUUUAUUUUUAGUUAGACAGUGAACUGGUAGUGGCAAUAAACAGCUUUUUCACUUCAACAUUCAUCAUGCAGCUCAAAUCUCAAUUUGAAAAAAAUGUCACAAAGCCAAGUUUGUAAAGUAUCUCUAAAAAUACAGGAAGGUUGUUAUUUGGCGCGUGAGCUAAAACUAUUUGUGGAAACUCUUCACUUGGUCAUUAUUGCUUGAAAAAGUUUUGGCCUCGUGAAAUAAUCUUUUCAAAAUGUCACCCAUCACUGAUGUAUUCACAACAUUGCAACUUCACCACGACCCAAACACCAACAGCUCCCAUAAUCCGAAGACUAAGUGAAUUAACAGUUGAAGCGCACUCAUGCGAUCUCAUAAAGCAGCUCUGUCGAUGACAGCUGACGCCAUCAAAGCGUGUCACUUCACAGUCACAGUCUUGCGUGUUGUUUAUGCUUCAGACAUCCGACACCCUGAGGCCCCCGGAGUCACAAUGGCUUCUGCCUGAGUUAUCUGAAGGGCAAGAUAACAACUCUCCUCAAACUUAAUUUAUCAAAAGGGUUGCCAAACCAAAGGGCUUGCUUUGUUUACCGUUUAAGCAUGAAAUUAUAUUAUCCAGAAAUCCAUCGAGUUUUCUCACUGUGCCUUUCAUGAGGACACUGGGGAGGUGAAACAUCCAACGCUCUUAGAAAAUGAAUGUAAAGGUAACAGUUUGACAGUUGGGGAUUCAUUCAUGUUCGGCAUUAUUCCACUCUCAUGCCUUUACUGUUGAUCUUCGAAGCAGAUUUACUGAGUGGCUUGGAGACUUGAGCGUCUGUCAGCACUGUAAAAGCUCAUCUGAUCCUCGUCAGUUUGUCUUGUGUUUGUGGAAGUGUAAACAAGAAAGGAUAAACACUAAAGAUGUGCUCUGCUCGCUUAUUUGGACUGCAGUUGGCUAACAACUAGUAUAGACUCUGGAUGGGGGGGGGGGGAUUUCAAGAAAGCAGGUUCUGAGUUGACAACAAUGAAGUACGCAUAUGUCUAGGGAUGUCCCGAUCGCAUAUUUUAGCACUCGAGUCAAGAGUCCUUGUCACCUGAUUUUGAGAAUCUGCUGAUACCGAUACUGAGAAAAAGUCAUUUUUAAAAAUUUAUAUGAAGUUACAUGUAAUAUGUUACAGUACUCAUUCAUUCAUUUUCCGAGCAGCUUAUCCUCACUAGGGUGUUUACAGUAAUUCCUCAUCCGUUUCAUCCGGGAGCGUUGCAGGGUAUAAAAUGUAUAUAUUUUUGUUUCUUUUGUCAAUGCUAUUGUAUUUCUGAAUUAUUUUGUAACUUUUAACCCCCCCUCCCAAAAUAAAAAAAUAACCCUUUAUCCUUAUUAAUAUCCUUUUCGCCCGAUUAGAUCCUCUGAAAAAUGGCGCGAUCGGCCUGAUUUCCGAUUACAUGAUCAGAUCGGGAACAUCCCUACAUAUACAGUGCUGGCGAAAAGUAUUGGCACCCCUGCAAUUCUGUCAGAUAAUGCUCAAUUUCUCCCAGAAAAUGAUUGCAAUUACAAAUGUUUUGGUUGUAAUAUCUUCAUUUAUUUUGCUUGUAAUGAAGAAACACAAAAGAGAAUGUGAAGAAAAAAAUUGAAUCAUUAUCAUUUUACACCAAACUCCAAAAAUGGGCCGGACAAAAGUAUUGGCACCCUUUGAAAAAUGUGAAGCGUCCCUAAUUUGUGUAAUUAACAGCACCUGUUGGCAAAAUGGCGACAUAACAUUUGACAUUUAAAAUAAGCAAUUGCCCGAUUCACGGUGUAUCUCGCCUACUGCCCAUGGUUAGCUGGGAUAGGCUCUAGCACCCUCCCGACCCUUUUGAGGAUAGGCGGCUCGGACGUUGAAUAAAUAAAAAUUUUUGUCAUAUGUACAAUUUUUUUUUUUUUUUUUUUGUUAUAACAAACUUACUGGCAAUAAAUCACACGGGGGGACACGACACCAAUAACAUGAAAAUGACUAUUACAAUUCUUUUCACAAAUAACAAAUUUACUGGCAAUAAAUCACAUAAGGGGGCACGACACCAAUAACAUGAAAAUUACUAUUACAAUUCUUUUCAUUUUGAGAACAGUUUUUAAAACCUUAUUAAACCAUUUACGGGUAUAUCACUCGAAAUCCCAGGAAUACAAUGUUAUGAAAUAAUUUGACAAGGUGUUUUUUUUUUUUUAUUUACAAGUGGAACCAAAUCACUGACAAAUACUGAAUCCAUAUUUCGAAAAUGUGCUACAUUAAGGCCCAAAAAAUGAUUCUCUUGAUAAUUUAAAUGCUAUGGCUGCCACUGCUGGUUUAAAUGACAGAUGGUACCAGUCUGAGCAACAGUGUCCAUAAUUAUUUUUAAAUCAUCAAUUGUUAGUUAAAGGAACAUCAAUAACUUUGAAUUGUAUUGAAUUUAUUUCUCUCACAUCAACACAAAACAUUAGCAGUUUUU